This is a messenger RNA of Coregonus clupeaformis (lake whitefish), 4027 nucleotides long. RefSeq names its product ataxin-7. The record is from RefSeq and is a predicted model, not a curated record. The transcript is spliced from 13 exons. Lineage: Eukaryota; Metazoa; Chordata; Actinopteri; Salmoniformes; Salmonidae. The coding region runs from base 320 to 2995 and encodes 891 amino acids.
UGCGUGAAGCAUAGACUCUAAAAUAUAGUGACGUCUGCAUCCCAGAAUGCAGUUUGGUAAACAGACAUGGAAGCACCUGGUAAAGACCUCCACAGUCAGUGAGCAUUGCAUUCGUUCUUUUUGCACGAUCUCCAUACUUUAAUAUCCGCCACAUUCAACAGAUUUGUAUCUGUCUGCCGUCACAUUUGCAUCCCUAACGUCCAGGACCUUGAAUCCUUCCACAACUUGUGUGGGGCGACCAGCCAUCACCCAAACUGAUGAGGUUUUACUGAUCCAGUUAAGAUUGAGUUCCCUUUUCCACAUUUGACAAGCGGAAAGAAUGUCGGAAAGGGCCGAUGAUGACGUCAGGGGGGAGCAGCGCAGAGCCGCCAGGCAGCUAAAGCAGCAACAGCAGCAGAUACAGCCGGGAGAAGGCUCCACAGCAAUGGCGACUGUUGCGGAGCGCAGAUCCCUGCCUAGUCCAGAAAUGAUGUUGGGACAGCCUUGGAGCAACUGGGUCGAUGCUACCAAACUCUACGGCAACGACGGUGCUGAAUCGGAGGAAAGUUUGAAGGAGUUCGGGAAAAAUCGAGAAGCCAUGCGAUUGUGCAGAGAUGACAUGCCCAUAUUUGGCCAGUGUCCGGCACAGGACGACUUCUACCUGGUGAUGUGCAGCCACUGCAGUCAGGUGGUGAAGCCCCAGGCCUUCCAAGCACACUACGAGAGAAGACACAGCUCGGCCAGCAAUCCCCCCUCCACCUCGGCCCCCUCCUCAGCCUUCUCCCUGUCCGCUCUGUCUCGGAGCAAGGGCAGUGGGACUGGGACUGGUCCCGGGGCAGGGGGUGUCAGUGGAGGGGCCAUGGGCCGCUCCUCCAGUGGGACCAGCGCCUCGUCCAACUCCAAAAUCCUCAAACCAGCCAAAGAGAAGCUGCCAGGCAUCCAGCAGAGACCUCACUUCCCUCCCUUCCGGCUGCUCAAUGACAAAAUCCUGACCCCUGCGGUCAAAGUGGAGAAGAUGCGUCUGAAGGUGGAUGUGUGGGCCAAGCUGGUGCAGGCUCCCUCUGCCACCUCGUCGUCGUCCUCCAGCAGCACUGUGAGCUCCUCGUCACCCCUGAAGUCAGGCCUUAACUUUCCCUCCAUACCAAAGGCUCCCUCGCUGGCCCCCGGCCAGAUCCCCAAUGGCAAGGGCCACAUCUCCCUUUCUGCCCUGGACAAGAAGCAGGACACCAGCGCCAGUAGCAGACAACACCUCCACAAGAGACUGUCAGAACGUGAGUUUAAUCCAGAUAUCCACUGUGGGGUCCUGGAUAUGACAGCUCGGAAGCCAUGCACACGAUCCCUAACAUGCAAGACACAUUCCCUAAGCCAGCGGAGGGCAGUGCUGGGCCGGAGGAAGCGAUUUGACACAUUGUUGGCCGAGCACAAGAGCAAAGCGCGGGAACGGGACCUGCAACACCCCCACCCCCAGCAGAUCCCCCCUCUCAGGGACCCCCACCCCUCCCCCUCACGACUCAUCCCCCACCACGACACCCACCAGGUCGCUCAAGGCAACGGAGCUGCCGACGCCACCAAGCCUUUGGCGCUCGGCAAACCAAAACCUCAAAAUCCUGGUCUUCCACGACUGAACAGCAGUAUCUCUCACGGAGGUGGGGGUACCCCGGGAGACCCCUCGUCGGUCCACGAGUCGCCCCACCACUCUACGCCCACCCCCGACGGGGUCUCCCGCCUGUCCAGUGACGAGGGGGAGAAUGAGGAAAGGGAGGAAGGCACAGACAAACUGGACUGUCACUAUUCAGGUUACCAACCACGGCCGGCAGCUUACUGUACCUUUGGAAGUCGACUGUUUGGGAGUAGCUGCUACUCGUUUGACCGGCGCUGGGAUCGAAUGCGAUGUGCUCUUACUGCCAUGAUGGACAAGCACGUCAAUACUCAGAUGUGGAAGAAAAUCCCUUUGGCCUUGGAGAACUCCUCCUCUUCUUCCUCUGCUCCGGCCCACAGGACAAGCACAAACUCCCUGUCCUCAUCCCACGGUAGCGCCCCUGCCUCAGACUUCCUCAGCCCCUCCUCUGCACCCCCUCCGCCCCCCCACACUCAGUCCUACGACAGCAAGUCUGUUCUCUCGUACGGGACCACCUUAAAUGCCCGUGCCUCCCCCCAUGGCACGGCCAACCACCCUGCCUGCAGCGCAGCACAGGCCAGACAAGUGUCUUCGUCGCCCCAGAUGCCUUCAGCCCACUCCUCGGUCCCCACCCUGGCUUCAGGACGACCACUCAAGUCCAGAUCCAGCGGCAAGUCCUUCAGACCCCGGGAGUCUUCUUCCACAGCCGCCAUAACCAACUCCACCAGUGGGGGCAGCAUUGGAGGCAGCAGCAGCACUAGCCUCAGCUCGGGGAAGAAGAAGAAGAACAGCUCCCUCCUCACAUCGUCUCACGCUACCACCUACUCCUCAGAGUCCUCUUCCUCCUCCAACCCCACCCCUUCCUCCUUCAAGAAGAACUGCAUGGUGAACAGCGGCAGCUCAGGAAGCACGUCCCACCACGCCUCGCUAGUCCCCUCCUCCUCGUCUCACAGCGGCCUCCACAGUGUGGGACUUAACUGUGGCCCCAACGCCAGGACCAACUCCCUCAGUUUGAAGGCAGAGCCCUCGGGGCCAGCGGGAGUGUCGGGGCCUGGGGUCAGAGGCCCCCCCUCGGGCAGCCCAGCCGAGUCCAUCAAGAGGAUGAGUGUGGUGAUGAACAGCAGUGACUCCACCCUCUCCCUGGGUCCCUUUGUCCACCAGGCCUCAGAGCACCACAGCAGCUUCAGCCAUGCCCACACUGAUGGCCGCCUGGAGGGGAAGAAACGCAAGGGCUCCCCCGCUGCCAGCUCCAUCAACAGUGGAGGUGGGCCGGGCAGGCCCAAAGUGGCCAAGUCUCCAGCCAUCAACAACAUCCACGGCAAACAUGGACGCACAAUCCCAGGAGCCCAAGGGCUCCCCAACAACUCCCUCAUCCAUCAGCCAAAGGCCCGCCCCUGACAGCGGUGGCUGGGUCCUCUGUAUGGAACUUAGGGGCGGAUGAUAAGGGUGUAACCUGUACACUGCUCUGGACUGCACGAGGCCUUCUAAUGCCUUACUCUCAGCUUCCCACGAUCCUCAGGGUGGAUGUGAUCUGGACAACCCCGUGAUGUUGUUGUCUAUAGUGGAACUAUUUCUCCUAAAGCCAUGUGUGGGUGCCGUGUGGAGGUGGCAGGCGUUAGCACCUGGGGUGGGUCACACCUGGCACCCUGUCUGUCAGUGUUGUCCUGAGGUAGGUCUUCCUAUGGGGAGGAGAGGAGGGAGUUGCAGCCUUCCUGCCCUUUGACCUCAUGUUGAAGUUCCAGAGAUACGGAGGGAGGGUGAAGGGCUGGCACAACAGCCAUGGCACCUCUAUCAUGAUGCAGAGCCGCUGGGAGUGACUGGAGAGCCAACAAGCCGCAAUCUGUUGGUUUCUGACGAUCUCUUCCGUGUGUGUGUGUGUGUGUGUGUGUAUAUGACUUUGUCACGUCAGAUUCUACUGGACUACUGGAAAUUCAAAAUUACACCUGCACGCCUGAACUCAGAAGCCUUGAACGGAGCGGGCAGGAAGAGGAAAAACUGUUAGUUACAAAACUUCAAACACAAUCACAUUGUUUUUGUUUGUUUUGAUCCUUUCACUACAUUUUGUCGGUUGGUUUUAAUCAUUGUGGCGUGUGCGUACAUACCGCCAUGUUAUGUACAGUAGCCAGAGAUGAACGACAUGAGGAGCAGAUCCAGUCAAUUCUAUGAGUUCCAUACAUGACCCAAACAAUUAUGCAAGUGUUACUUUUUUAUUUCUUAUCAUGUUUUCACUGAAUUUAACUACAAAAGUCUAUGUGGAAAUGGUCAAUUGUGCAUGCAUAUGUGAAAAAGUAUGCUUGAUGUGACAAUUUGAUUGAAUGGUUGUGAAAGAGGGACUACUGCUCUUGAAAGACAAGUCGAGAGCUUGGGACUAUAAGGUUCUAUCUGCAAAAAGAUGAUUGAGAUAAUUGGCUUUAAAGUUCUGAACCCUCA